Messenger RNA from Durotheca rogersii, 1752 nucleotides. Its product is annotated as putative GMC oxidoreductase. The record is from RefSeq and is a predicted model, not a curated record. Gene Ontology annotation, molecular function: flavin adenine dinucleotide binding; oxidoreductase activity, acting on CH-OH group of donors. The transcript has 3 exons. Bases 1 to 1752 code for a protein of 583 amino acids. NCBI's taxonomy places the organism in Eukaryota, Fungi, Ascomycota, Sordariomycetes, Xylariales, Xylariaceae.
AUGCUUCUGGUAUUUCUCACGCUAGGUGUCCGGUCAAGGAGUGAGUCGUUCGACUACACAUACAUAAUUGCCGGCGCCGGCACCUGUGGACUCGUGCUAGCAAACCGGCUUUCUGAGGACCCGAACGUCAGCGUUGCAAUCAUUGAGCCAGGCGGUGACGUCCGCGACAACCCCAAUGUUACGGACAUUGGCACGUUUGCGUUUACUCGUAAUUUUGGAACCGAGAUCGACUGGGAGUACGCUACGACGGUGCAGCUAGGAGCCAACAACAGGUCCAUCCCCUUUCAUGCUGGGAAGGCGAUUGGCGGGACGAGCACAAUCAAUGGUAUGACUUAUAUCCGAGGUGACAAGGCAGAGUUCGACGCCUGGGAGUCUCUCGGAAACGCGGGCUGGAAUUGGGAUGCGUUGUAUCCCUACUUGAAACAGGUCGAACUGUUCUCGCCGCCUACAGCCGCCCAAAGGGCAGCCGGUGCUACUUUCAUCCCCGAAUAUCACGGAGAGGUUGGAGCGGUUAAAACGGGAUUUCCGUUGCAGCUUGACAAUGGAUCUUUCCACGAGCUGGCUCGGCAGGCUUGGGAGAACAUAGGCUAUCCUUUGAAUAAGGACGUGAACGGCGGAGACACGCGUGGAUUCGGCAUCUGGCCGCAGACUCUCGAUAGAGACGCGAGUGUUCGGGAAGACGCCGCUCGAGCAUAUUACUACCCGGUUGAGCAGAGACAAAAUCUCAAGAUUAUUAAGGGAACCGCGAUUAGGUUGAUAUGGAGGGACUCGUUGGCCGACUCUGGUGCUCUCUCAGCUGCCGGGAUCGAAUACCGGACCCCCGAUGGGCAAACGGCCACCGUCACCGCGGCAAAGGAAGUCUUGCUCUCGGCUGGGUCUCUGAGAAGCCCACUGAUACUCGAAUAUUCUGGAAUCGGGAAUCCGAGAAUCCUCCAUAAGUACGGCAUAGAAACCAAGAUAGAUCUUCCUGGCGUAGGGGAACACUUACAAGACCAGCCAAACACAUCCAUCCAGUAUUCAUCCAAGAGCAACGUGACAGGCCUCGCGCCGUACGCAAGUUUUGUUACCGCCCGUGACGUAUUCGGAGACCAAACAUCUACGGUGGCAGCGAAAACAAAGGCUAAUCUAUCCGAAUGGGCACGUAUAGUCUCGGAGGCGAGCGGUGAGGCCGUCGGCGCUAGCAAACUCGAGAAGAUCUUUCGCGUACAGCACGACCUGAUUUUUAAGAGGAACGUCACCAUCGCCGAGACUCUGACAGCAGCCUCCGGUAACGCAGUUGGCUCCGCCUUCUGGGCCCUCUUACCUUUUUCAUGGGGGAGUGUGCAUAUUAAAUCGGCCGAGGAGAUUGACCAUCCCAUAAUCGAUCCGCGCUAUUUCUUGGUCGAUUUUGACGUUGCCGUCCAAAAAGGCGUCGGGCGUAUUUCGCAGACGUUAUGGCACACCAUCCCGAUUAGCGACUUGGUGACCGGCAAUGUAGUCCCCGGGGAGGCAGAUCUGCCUCGCAACGCUACUGAUACGCAGUGGGAGGCCUUUUUCGCCAAUACCGUAGUUCCCAAUCACCACCCUAUCGGAUCAGCGUCGAUGAUGUCUCGCGAGCUUUGGGGGGUAGUCGACUCGAGGCUCAAAGUAUACGGCACAUCGAAUGUCCGUGUCGUCGAUGCCUCCGUGCUACCUAUGCAAAUUAGUGGUCAUUUGACCGCUACCCUUUACGCCGUUGCCGAGAGAGCAGCUGAAUUUAUUAAAAAUUCGUAG